This is a messenger RNA of Pestalotiopsis fici W106-1, 978 nucleotides long. RefSeq lists its product as uncharacterized. The transcript is spliced from 5 exons. NCBI's taxonomy places the organism in Eukaryota, Fungi, Ascomycota, Sordariomycetes, Amphisphaeriales, Sporocadaceae. Gene Ontology annotation, molecular function: arylformamidase activity. The coding region runs from base 1 to 978 and encodes 325 amino acids. The record is from RefSeq and is a predicted model, not a curated record.
AUGUCUCGGCCUGAAUUCAACAUACCUCAGUAUACGGAGCUUCCUCCGGUCCCCGGAAUGCCGCCAGGAUGUGCUUGGGGUAUUUGGGACAAGAAUGGAGUGAAGGACCAAGUUGGGAGUCUAAAUCUUCUAACCCCAGAGACUAUUUUGGAGGCCAAGAAAGAGAUUCAGACUGGAGUAUCGGUCUCACUCAAUUGGCCACUCGAGAGGAUUGAAGACCCAGGGCACAACCGAAACGCAAUUGUACACAAGUUUCUCGACUUGAAGCCGAAUUUGGUUGGUCAUGACGAUGAGAUAUACAUCAAUACGCAAACAAGCAGUCAAUGGGACGGUCUCCGUCACUGGGCGCAUCAGCCUACAGGACUUUACUAUAAUGGUCUGACCCAUGAGGAGAUCAGUGGCUUGAACCCCAACAACAAGAACGGCAUUCAAGAGUGGCAAAAGCGAGGGGGCGUCAUUGGCCGCGGUGUUUUGCUCGAUUAUGUCUCAUGGGCAGCUCAAAAGGGUCUCAGGUACAGUGCAGCAAGCAAGCAUUGUAUUACACACCACGAUCUCAUCGAUAUCGCCAAGGACCAGGGAGUGCAGUUUCGCGUUGGAGAUCUUUUGAUGCUGAGGACUGGAUGGAUCAAGUGGUAUAAUGAAGCGAGCUCCGAGGAGCGAGUGCAAGGUUGCAAGAAGCGCCACGAUUACAUUGGACUCGAAGGCACCGCAGAGUCCAUUGAGUGGCUGUGGAAUCAGCACUUCUCUGCCUUGAUUGGCGAUAACAUGGCCUUUGAGGCUUGGCCAGCGGAUGGGCCGUACCGCAUUCAUGACAACGCCCUAGCACUGUGGGGAACACCGCUGGGGGAGCUGUGGGAUCUGGAGGCACUGGCGGAGGAGUGCAAAAACCACAAUAGAUGGACCUUUUUCGUCACAAGUUGCCCAUUGAACGUUGAUGGAGGUGUAGCAAGUCCGCCCAAUGCUCUAGCGAUAUUCUAG